This is a messenger RNA of Parnassius apollo (apollo), 348 nucleotides long. The record is from the annotation of a GenBank genome assembly. Lineage: Eukaryota; Metazoa; Arthropoda; Insecta; Lepidoptera; Papilionidae.
AUGCCUCUUGAAAAUCAACCGCGACUUCUUCCCACAACUCUAAGCAAGCGGAAUCGGGCUGUCAUGAAAGAUCCAAGCGCAAUGCUGGUGUUCUGUUUGGAAGCCAGCUGGAACCUUUGCGGGACGGCCUCAAAUCAUUUUGGUGCCGCACUGAAAGAUUGCCGUAUUAUUGGCUUUAAGCAUCCCACUGCUGGAAGUGCAGUUGAGAGUGAAGUGGGAGUAGAUCCAUCCCAGCCUGGAGAAAAGAAAUUGAGGAUCGUAUCACAGAGGCUAAGGUUCUUGUCAGCAGACUUAUAUGCUUUAGUUAAUUCAAUAACAGGCCACGGAUUUUGCGCAUCGUCAAAUUAG